AUGGAGAGCAGGAAGGACAUGGUGAUGUUUCUGGAAGGAGGGCAGCUUGGCACGCUCGUUGGCAAGAGGGGAGCUAAUUUGUCAGAAGCAGUGGGGAGCCCUGGCCCCGAACCCCCAGAAAAUAUGAUCCACCGGAAUUGCCUGAGUCCCCGCUCAGGCCCCUUGGCGUCCCGGGAGAGGGGCGGAGGCGGCAAGGAGGAUGAAGUGGAAAGAUUGCCCCGAACAGCGACGGGGGCGGGAGCAGAGAGCCGCCCAGCGGGGCCGGCUGGGGUGGCCCCACCGCCCUCCUCCGAGUCCCCCUCGGCCAAAGGCCAGCAGAGCAGCUCAGAUACCGAGUCGGAUUUCUAUGAAGAAAUCGAGGUGAGCUGCACCCCAGACUGCACCGCAGGGAGCGCCGAGUACCAGCACAGGAAAGGGCCAUGCUCCGAGGCUCUGGCUGGCAGUCCCAGCAGCGGAGGGGAGCCCCCCAAGAGCGGCGGCGGGGGAGGCCCGGGAGGCGGCGGCGGGGGUGGCGGCUCCCAGGGCUCCCUGGCCUGCAGCGCCAGCGAUCAGAUGCGCCGCUACCGCACGGCCUUCACGAGGGAGCAGAUCGCCCGGCUGGAGAAAGAAUUCUAUAGAGAGAACUACGUGUCGCGGCCGCGGAGGUGUGAGCUGGCGGCCGCCUUAAACCUUCCGGAGACCACCAUCAAGGUGUGGUUCCAGAACCGCAGGAUGAAGGACAAGAGGCAACGUUUAGCCAUGACCUGGCCUCAUCCAGCUGAUCCUGCUUUUUAUACUUACAUGAUGAGCCAUGCUGCAGCCACAGGGAACCUGCCCUACCCAUUCCCCUCCCAUCUGCCCCUUCCUUACUACUCACAUAUGGGCCUCGGAGCCACUUCGGCCUCUGCUGCCACCCCAUUCAGCACUCCCCUGAGACCCCUGGAUACCUUCCGGGUCCUGUCCCACCCUUACCCAAGACCUGAACUCCUCUGUGCUUUUAGACAUCCAUCUCUGUAUCCAGCACCAACAACGCAUGGACUUGGGGGUUCAGGGGGCAGUCCAUGCUCAUGCCUGGCUUGUCAUGCCAGCCAGUCCAAUGGCCUGGCACAGAGACCUUCUGGCUCAGACUUUUCCUGCUCCUCCACAACCAGGACGGACUCUUUCAUCACCUUCACGCCCUCUGUAUUGAGCAAAACCUCCUCAGUGUCCCUGGAUCAGAGGGAGGAAGUCCCCCUUACAAGAUAA
Molecule: messenger RNA, 1224 nt
Organism: Trichosurus vulpecula (common brushtail)
Lineage: Eukaryota; Metazoa; Chordata; Mammalia; Diprotodontia; Phalangeridae
Gene: EVX1
Product: even-skipped homeobox 1
Exons: 3
Coding region: 1-1224 (407 amino acids)
Biological process (GO): regulation of transcription by RNA polymerase II
Cellular component (GO): nucleus
Molecular function (GO): DNA-binding transcription factor activity, RNA polymerase II-specific; RNA polymerase II cis-regulatory region sequence-specific DNA binding
Source: RefSeq, a predicted model, not a curated record